Molecule: messenger RNA, 656 nt
Organism: Stylophora pistillata
Lineage: Eukaryota; Metazoa; Cnidaria; Anthozoa; Scleractinia; Pocilloporidae
Source: RefSeq, a predicted model, not a curated record
GUGGCAGAUAAUUUUGACAAAGACCUUGCGGAUGGUCGAGAUGUUCUUGAUUACUCUUUCUUGGGGGCAGCUUCAUUGGCUUUUGUCGUCCGAGUGCUUGUAUUGGUCGCUCUAAAGCUUGUGGUGAACAACUUUGGAAAAGGACUGAAAGAGACUGUGUUUAACCUGCCAGUGACAGGAGGUGAGCCUCCAAUGUUUCCAAUGAAAUGAAAGACAGCAAAGUGAUGUGGAAUAGUUUUCUGUGGGCCAUUGGGAUGAGAACUUGCGAUAAAUAAUUGUUGCAAAGUGACGACUAGAACAUUACAGAUCUAGCUUACAAGCCCAUAGAAUAUAAUUUAAAUUUUACCUUCUAGAAGCCUGAGCUCUUAAGGUAUUGAAUAAAUACUUAGCUGGUCAACUUCAGAUGCUUCUCAGUUAGUUCAGCUCUCAGCAUGUAAAGCUGUGUAAGGUAUAUUAUUACACGACUCGGGCAGUCAGAGGGCCAAUAACUAAAAUCAACCAAUCAAAAUGCUUUAUUGCCGGUCAAUAUUCUCUCAGUAUUGGACUGGGCACUGUCCCGAAUGCUCCCGAAUGAUUCCGCAGUUGUGUCCCUUUGAACUUCAGUCGUAUAAUAAAUCUCUUAUUAAUCAAGCUUGCUGGGGACGGCACUGGAAGAA